Messenger RNA from Sporothrix schenckii 1099-18, 600 nucleotides. Its product is annotated as ubiquitin-conjugating enzyme E2 G2. NCBI's taxonomy places the organism in Eukaryota, Fungi, Ascomycota, Sordariomycetes, Ophiostomatales, Ophiostomataceae. The transcript has a single exon. Bases 1 to 600 code for a protein of 199 amino acids. Gene Ontology annotation, cellular component: cytosol; endoplasmic reticulum. The record is from RefSeq and is a predicted model, not a curated record.
AUGUCGUCCACCGCCCACCGCCGCCUGCUCCAGGAGUACCGGUCCCUGACCAAUGGCCCUCCUGAAGGCAUCACCGCCGGCCCCGUCUCCGAGGACGACAUGCUGCUCUGGGAGGCCGUCAUCCAAGGGCCCGAGGGAACGCCCUUUGAGGGCGGCGUCUACCCGGCCGAGCUCAAGUUUCCCAAGGACUACCCGCUCGUCCCGCCCACCAUGCGCUUUGUCGGCUGCGAAGUGUGGCAUCCAAAUGGUACGACCCCUCUCCCCCCCCUUCACAACUACCUUCAACUACCUCCGAGGGAGUGGUUCCUCUCUGCUGACGCACACCUUUUCUCACCCUUUCCCCCAGUCUAUCCCUCCGGUCUUGUGUGUAUUUCCAUUCUGCACCCGCCCGGCGACGACCCCAACCACUACGAGCAAGCCUCCGAGCGCUGGUCGCCCGUCCAGAGCGUCGAGAAGAUUCUGAUUAGCGUUAUGAGCAUGCUGGCCGAACCCAACGACGAGAGCCCUGCCAACGUCGAGGCCGCCAAGAUGUGGCGCGAGCGGCGGGAGGAAUACAAUGCAAAGGUGCGGGCGAACGUGCUGUCGAUGCUGGGGCUAUGA